AUGGUGAGCAGCCAUAGCACUGAACACGCUGCUGAACGAGGAGUUGAGGAUGCUGCGACUGGCAAACUGGAAGAAUUUGAGGAAAACCUUAACUCCACCAAUAUGACUCAUUUCGCCUAUGGGAUCGCUGCAAAUAUGGUUGCUGUGCUGUUGUAUGGAAGCAAUUUUGUACCUGUAAAAAGGAUAGAAACAGGAGAUGGGAUGUUUUUCCAAUGGGUAAACUGUGCAGCCAUAUGGGUAGUAUCUAUGGUUGGACACGUGAUACUACAGACACCUAAAUUCUACCCUCUUGCAAUGCUUGGAGGUGCGAUCUGGGCUACAGGGAAUAUAACAGUCGUUCCGAUCGUGAAAGCAAUCGGCCUUGGCCUUGGGGUUUUAAUUUGGGGAUCCUCUAGCUUGUUGAUGGGCUGGGCCAGUUCAAGGUUUGGUUGGUUUGGGAUCACUGCCCAACAUGUCUCUAGGCCAAUAUUAAAUUACUGUGGAGCCGGAUUGUGUCUGCUCAGUGGGCUGAUCUUUUUCUUUGUCAAAACGGACGUGGAGCUGCAUCCCAAUUCAGAAUCGAUUCCAUUGCUUAUAGACAGGAGAACAAAUUCAGGCAGCUGUGGACCAAGUUCUUCAGAGUUCUGGAUAGACUUCAUCGGACCGAAGACCAGGCGGUUAAUAGGCUGCCUGCUUGCUUUUGUGUCAGGCCUGAUGUAUGGGUCCUCCUUUACACCCAUCCUCUACAUUAAGAGCCAUUCAUUGUGUCAGGACAGUAUGUUCCAUGGAGCCAGCAUCUACGACCUCGACUAUGUUUCUGCGCAGUGCUCUGGCAUUUUUGUUGCCAGCACAGUGUAUUUUGCCAUCUACUGUGUUGCUAUGAAGAACAGGCCCAGGGUCUACUCCAGAGCCAUCCUACCAGGUCUAUUGUCUGGAUUGAUGUGGGCAUUGGGCACAUACUGCUGGUUUCUGGCUAAUACCUACCUGAGUGCAGUCAUUACCUUUCCUAUUGUCACUGCAGGAUACGGUCUGGUUGCAGCAUUGUGGGGAUCCUUGGGUUUCAAAGAGAUUAGGGGGUUCGGCAACUGCGUCAUCUUCAUCUUGGCAUCUUGUGUUGUGCUGACUGGCUCGUUGAUGACCGCCGUCUCAAAGCUCUGA
Molecule: messenger RNA, 1137 nt
Organism: Scomber japonicus (chub mackerel)
Lineage: Eukaryota; Metazoa; Chordata; Actinopteri; Scombriformes; Scombridae
Gene: tmem144b
Product: transmembrane protein 144b
Exons: 12
Coding region: 1-1137 (378 amino acids)
Biological process (GO): carbohydrate transmembrane transport
Cellular component (GO): membrane
Molecular function (GO): carbohydrate transmembrane transporter activity
Source: RefSeq, a predicted model, not a curated record